GUGUUUAAAGUGUAUUCAUUGCAUGUAAAAUAUAUCGGCAUGCGAUGACGUCACAUCCGGUUUCGCCGCGUCUUGUGGGAAAACACCGGUUUGAAAUUAGCGCGAGGGUGGGGGCUUUCCACGAGGCUCACCUGAGCACAAGCAGUUUUGCAGGCAUGAGAAAUCACAGUGAGAGCAACGCUUUUUCACCAUAUGUUAAUGUGAAGAGUGAACAGUAAAUGGUUAAUCUUACUGCGAUCUGGUUCUUAUUAACUGUGGUUUAUCCGGACGUUAAAUUCGGCGUUCGUUACACCCGAAGGAGAACGUGACAGUGAAAAAGCGGCAUUAUCAGGUGUUUCAAGUGCUGCAAUGUCAGCUCAAUCCAGCAUCAAGUCGACGCCGCCCAGCGACAAGGGCGGUAAACCGACAUCAAGUAAGUCCACCCAGGCAAGAGCCAAGGCAGAAGCCGCCAAGGUGCGACUGCAUUACGCCAAACAAGAAGCAGUUUUGAAAAUGAAACAGGCCACCAGAGAAGUCGAAAUCCAGAAAGAAAGGGCCGCCAGAGAAGCCGAAGCGGCCGCCCGAGAAGCCGAAAUCCAGUUGGAAAUGGCAAAAAUAUCGACAGAGUUGCAAGUGCUGCAGCUAGAAAGAGAAGAAGAAGCUGCCAUGGCGGAAGCAAAGUACAUAGAACAAGCUGAAGGGUCGCGUGAUCUGACCGAAGUAAGAUCUACUUUAGAAAGGACCAGACUGGAACGCACAAGCGACUAUGUACAGUAUCAAAUAGACAGGCAGGCUCGUCUCCCCUCUCCAUACCUAUUCGAUAACUUCCCCAGCUACGAGGAACCUCAGAGAGUCACGAUUGCAUCACAUCCAUACGAGGAAGGAAAUUUACCCUCACGGCUCUGUGAUGAAGUCAAGAAUGAAAGAACCGUCAACGCUCCUUCACCCCCACAACAGGACGGCGGGGAGGGAGAGGUUCACUCCAGGACAACAAUUGUCAGCUCGAACUGUACAGAAGUUUGCGGUCAAACUCAGUCAAGCCGUUAUUGUUCCGAGAUCUGCCUCACUGAGGUGUACCCUAAAGAAGCACAACAAGACAUUACCAAGCGUAAAGUAACCGACGAGACGCUAGGUCAGUCAGUUUUCGUUCAAACCGAGCACGGAAACAAACUUGCACAAUCAGCUCAAGAUACCAUUUCUUUAAAACCCAAAGACACCAAGGUCUUCAGAGGUGAAGCAAAUAAUGGGGUUGCCCCAUUGCCAAUCAGAGAACCACGCCAGCGCUCACCAGAUAACAAAGAGCAGGCAGUCAAACGGUUCACGUCCUUACGGAAAACCCGGAAAAGGAAACCUGAGAUGCAGCAACACACCCGAUUGGCCCACGAGGUACUGUGCACCCUAAUGGCAGAGGUCACAGCCAUUAUAAACGCACAAUCAUACCUACCUGUGUCUUCUGACCCAGAAUACCCCUUUAUACUUUCGCCAUCAACGCUCCUUACGCAGAAGGCAGGGGCACCUCCUCCACCAGGAGACUUCUCAGACAAGGAUUUGUACACAAAGCAAUGGAGACAAGUCCAGGCUCUGGCAAAUCAGUUCUGGCCUCGCUGGAGACAAAAAUAUCUACCUUUGUUGCAACAGAGACAAAAGUGGACAGAACCCCACAGGAAUCUGGCCAACGGCCAGAAUCACUGUUACAUUCCCUAGCGGGGAUGGACAUGUCAGGAAGAUCGAAUUGAAGACUACCGACCAAGGCGAUGUGAAAAUUUACCAAGGGCCAGUUACAGAAGUUAUUCUACUUCUACCCAAUGACUGAUUAAGAGACUAAGUUUUGUACUCUGCUCAUUGUGACCUUACGAAGGUCAAGCGGGGAGUGUGCUGUCUUUACGACAGUUAUUUAGUUUAUAAUAUUUUCGCUUAGUAAUUCAUUCAAUAGUAUUUUCUAGUUAGAAUUAGAAGUGUUUAAAGCAUAUUCAUUGCAUGUAAAAUAUAUCGGCAUGUGAUGACGUCACAUCCGGUUUCGCCGCGUCUUGUGGGAAAACACCGGUUUGAAAUUAGCGCGAGGGUGGGGGCUUUCCACGAGGCUCACCUGAGCACAAGCAGUUUUGCAGGCAUGAGAAAUCACAGUGAGAGCAACGCUGUAAGUUAAUAGAUAAUCGAUAUAUUGAACUAAGAUAUUAAUGCUGAUCCUGUUAGAGGUAACGACGGUAGAUAAUGUUUAUGCUUUCGUUAGUUAAAGAGUCGCGGAUAGUUUGCAUGGAAGUGUAUUUAAAGUAGUCAAUGGAGCAGGUAAACUCUCCCUGUAUACUGCACCUUAGUGUAAUGUAGUUAUAGUCACCUUUGCAAGUAUUUACACUUGAAAUGUGAUAUUAAGGAAGGAACAAAUACUGUAUCAAUCUUGUAUUGUUUUAUCAACAGUUUUCACCAUAUGUUAAUGU
Messenger RNA from Hypanus sabinus (Atlantic stingray), 2414 nucleotides. RefSeq lists its product as uncharacterized. The transcript has 2 exons. NCBI's taxonomy places the organism in Eukaryota, Metazoa, Chordata, Chondrichthyes, Myliobatiformes, Dasyatidae. The record is from RefSeq and is a predicted model, not a curated record. Bases 349 to 1683 code for a protein of 444 amino acids.